AUGAAGUCCGUCGUCGCUUCCAUCGGCAUGCUUGCUGCCGUGGCCAACGCCUACAACUUCCCCCACCACGCCCACUACCGCCGCGACAACGGCACCGACACCCAGACCACUCUGACCGUCAAGACCACUGUCGUCGAGACCAUCACCAGCUGCGCUCCUACCGUCACCAACUGCCCUGCUCGUGAUCACACUGCCAUUGCUCAGCUCCCCGAGUCCGACAAGGUCACCUACGUUGAGACUAACACCGUUAUCCUCACUGAGGUUGUCUGCCCCGUCGCUGACGCCAGCUCUAUCUACACCUCCGUCCUUCACGAUGCUGAGACCGGUGGUGUUACUGGCAAGACCCUUACUGCUCCUUACACCGCUUCCGUCCCCAUGACCACUGGCGGUGCUUAUCCUCCCCCUAAGGAGGGCGACAAGACCGUCGUUUCCGACUACACCACUGAGCAGGUUGUCACUCUUACCCAGGGUGACGAGACCAUCACUACCACCAUCCACAAGACUCUCCAGACCACCAUCACCGUCCCUGCUGGCCCUCAGGUCACCGAUGACGGCUCCAAGGGUAACGGCACCCCUGAGGAUGACACCACCACUACCACCACCAAGACCAAGACUGGCACCGUCACCAAGACCAUUGAGCGCGUCGGUGAGACCAAACCCGCUUCCGGCGGUGACAACGGCUACAGCACCGGCAAGAGCGAGGAGGAGGGCUCCAAGGGCACUGAUAACGGCUCCGGCAACGGAUCCAACAACGGUGGCUCCGACUCCGGCAAUGGUAACGGCGAGUGUGUUCCCGAGACCGUCACUGUCACCGCCCCUGCUUCUACUGUCUAUGUCACUGUUGUCCCCGAGGCCAGCAAGACCGGCAGCUCUGAUGAUGCUACCGUCACCGACAAGGCUGUUCAUGGUGAUGACUCCGAGGAUGAUGACUCAGAGGACGACGAUGACGAGGAUGAGUUCUGCGACACCACUACUACCCUCGAGGCUACUGUCACCGUUGUCCCUUACCCCGUCAACAACACUGCCACUGGUGGCUACGCUAAGCCCACUGGCUUUUCUCGCCGUCUCCGAUAG
Molecule: messenger RNA, 1074 nt
Organism: Fusarium mangiferae
Lineage: Eukaryota; Fungi; Ascomycota; Sordariomycetes; Hypocreales; Nectriaceae
Exons: 1
Coding region: 1-1074 (357 amino acids)
Source: RefSeq, a predicted model, not a curated record